Molecule: messenger RNA, 1443 nt
Organism: Rhododendron vialii
Lineage: Eukaryota; Viridiplantae; Streptophyta; Magnoliopsida; Ericales; Ericaceae
Product: probable E3 ubiquitin-protein ligase RHC1A
Exons: 3
Coding region: 112-1041 (309 amino acids)
Biological process (GO): protein ubiquitination
Cellular component (GO): cytoplasm
Molecular function (GO): ubiquitin protein ligase activity
Source: RefSeq, a predicted model, not a curated record
AAAAAGUUGUGGUAUACUACUAUAUAUAUAGUAGAACCAAUUUGACAUUGCCUCUUCUAUUUUGUAUUCUGUUUUUCUAGCAUACAAAAAAACGCAACCCAUCAUCGAUCGAUGUCUUUGAGCCCCCCUCCUCCUCCUCCUCCUCCUCCUCGUGUCGAGCCAACCAACGCCAACAACUCAAACUUCCCGCUAUACUGGUGCUACCAUUGUCACCGAACGGUCCGUAUUUCCUCAGAAAACCCAUCCGAAAUCAUCUGUCCCCGCUGCUUCGGACAAUUCCUGUACGAGAUUGACAUAGCCAGACCCUUUUCCGUCUUCGAUUUCACCCAAUUCGAUCCCUCCCCUGAAGCCAGAAUACUCGAAGCCCUCUCUCUCGUGCUCGAUCCCCUGAUUGGCGACAGAUCAGAUAAUGAUGUUGCUGGUGCUGGUUUGACAAGUAACCGCCGUGGCCGUCACUGGCCAUGGAGGCGAAACCGGGUCGUGUACGACACCGAGGAUCACUGGGGACCAGAGAGUGGAAUCCUCGCCCGCCCUCGUUCUGGCUGGAUAAUCCUCGGGCCAUCAUCAGGCCCUUUACAUGUUGGACGACGAAAUUCACCAACGGAAGGGCUAAUACCUCCGAGGCUUAACCCUCAGGACUACUUCGUGGGGCCAGGAUUUAGUGAGUUGAUCGAGCAACUGACUCAGAACGACCGACAAGGUCCUCCUCCGGCGCCUGAUUCGGCUAUAGAUUCUAUGCCGACGGUAAAAAUCACAGCGGAUCAUCUGGGUAGCGAUUCGAGUUGCCCUGUUUGUAAGGAGGAGUUUAAAGUUGGCGGGGAAGCGAGGGAGAUGCCUUGUAAGCAUAUAUGCCAUUCUGAGUGCAUUGUGUCUUGGUUGAGGCUCCACAACUCUUGUCCUGUUUGUCGGCAUGAGCUUCCGGUUGCGACAGAUCAGAGUGGUGGAGUUCAAGUUGACGACUUUGAAGAUUCUUCUCGUGGCGAAGAAGCUAGGAACCGGAGGAGGCGCCUGAGGUUGAGACGAUUUGCAGCUUCUUUGUAGCCGUUCCGCUUGAGCAGCUAAUUCAUGGUCAUCAUCUUGCUUUAUUCUCUAGCUAGCCUGUGAUUGUUGUAGUAAGUGCUCAAAGAAGUGAUGCUCAUCGGGUCUGGCUUAUGUGUUCGGGAUGUAGAUGAUUUUCUAAGUCUCAAAAUUAAUGCUGGAAGUUCUUUCCUUUACGAGGAAAAUCAGUGGAUGCCAAUGCCUGGUGGACAGGACAUCUGAAAGGAAAACCCACCAAACUUAUGGCGAACGAUACACAAGUUAUGAGUUUAGGAUGAUUGUAUCUGCUGUAAAUUAGUCAUACAAAAAUCAAUAAUCUCUUAUAUCUUUUAAGAUUUGAAUCAGAACUAUUGUCAGUCAGGGUGAUAAUAACUUCCUUCAGGUUUGAAUUUGCCUAGCAUUUUA